AUGAUUAACGGCAUAGUCUUGGUGCUAUUUUUGUCAGUGAUCGUUACUGGACAACAAAUAAUUCGGUUUCAAAAUGCACAGAGCUUGAAAAGAGAUCAGGAAAAGGGCAUAUUUUAUGCUCAUUUUAAAGUUCAUCACCAACAUCGUUUGAAUGUGCUGCCUAUAAAAAAAACUGCACUAAGAACUCAACAGGAGUGUGGCCAAUUUUGUGCUGAUACAAAAACAUGUUUUUCCUUCAACGUAGCUUCAGUGACGAACGCUAACAACAAACUAGUUUGCGAGCUUUUGCCGACUGACAUUUUUAACAAAUCUGAGAAAUUUGGUUCUAAUCCUAGUUUUCAUCACUUCAGCAUAAAGGUAAGAAAUUGCUAUUUUAUUAUUCGGCUCUUUUUUGUGUUGUUUUGUUUUUGUACUUUCACGAUGGGUAGUACCAAGAGAUAUAGUCUCUUGGUAGUACAUAUUUCGACCAAUUUUCUAACGAAAUGUUUUUAAAGUGAAGGAAAUCCUUCUUUUCAACGGCAUUCUUUUUGUUUGGGAAUAAGCUAUAUUGACAUGAUUCUGUUAUGGGACCAUCAGUAACAAUGUCAAUGCUUAAUUCUCAGACACCCUGUUCCAAAAAGCCCUGCAAGAACGGAGGAAGUUGUGUGGCAAAGUAUGAAGAAGACGCGUUUCAAUGUGUAUGCGCCCCAGGGUAUACAGGAACACAUUGCGAAACAGGUUAGGCGAUCGUAUUUUGUUAUAAAGUUCAAAGAGGAAAAGCUAAUUAAAAUUAACUUUCGUUUUUAAACUACAACGGGUAAAAAUUCAAAGGGAAUAAUUAUUUUUAAGGUCUCCUUACAGAGGAAAACCAGCUUGAAAUGCAGUCACUUUAUGUAUUUAUUAUUGGGAGUAGAUGAUGAUUAUUAUGUUAAACAAAUAGACAACUGUAGCAAGCUGCAUCAGUCAAACUAAUGAGAUGACGUCGACUACACAAUUGUUACAUCGCCAAACUAUCAAACAAAACUGAAGAGGUGUAGUGAGAGUGUCUUAUAUGCACCGUUGGGCUUUCAAUUAAUAUUAUUACACCUAAAAAAACCACUUAAAAGAAAUCAGUGGAACUUGACUAGUUGCACAUCAAGAUAUAAACUUAAUUAACCCGCUUUAGUGUUCGGUUGUUGCCAAGGCUGUUAAAGCUAGUAAUUUUCCAAUUCAAAACGUGCAGCUGUGCACAGUUCUUAUGUUUUAAGCUUUACUUGAAAUAUUCUGAGUUAAUAAACUGACUUUUCUCCAUAAACUGCCAGAGAACUUAUUUCUUAAUUUCAUUCUUCUUAUCAUUACUUAAAUCUAUUACUAAUGAAAGCCCUAAAAUUCGGUUUUUAACGAACGUAAAAAAAAGGGGUCACGGGCAUAUAAGAAAGUAAUUUUGGAAAAACUUGUUGGGUCGAGAUUUCCAUUCAGUACAAGCAACCUUAAAAUUGAAACAAUUCCCGCUUUAUGUAUAAUUAGUUCAAAGAAUUUUCAAAACCUGAUAAAGAGCUUACAGUGUACGUGUUACCUUCGGAACGGGCAUGCAUUAAAAAUGCAGGUGUGUAUAGUUGUGCUUUGUUUUACCAUUAAUUGGUAUCAUUAUUCAUUCAAAAUAUUUCCCCAAUUCUGAUUGGCUAAAAGCGUGGGCAUAACUCACCAUAACCAGUUACUGAUGACCAAAUUUGGAAGAAUUUUGUGUUUAACGAGGAAAUGACGUCAAAAAUUUAAUUAAUUUUAAUUUGUUAAAGUAGACCUAAAUGUUUACAUUACGGCUAACAAGAGCGCCCCGAUACGUACUAAUCAAAUCCUUCUUUCUAGCAAUCGGCUGGAGGUAUCUCCAUGAUCUUUCACACACGUUUUUAAAAAGAUUGAAACUACUGUGAGGUGAAAUUGCAUGUCAAAAGCGCUUCGUUUAGUACAGAUAACAGUCCAACAUCAAGAUUGUCAAUUUUUUACCGUAUUUCUAACCAGAAAAACUUCAUCCCAGAAUAUCUCGAUAACGCUCUUACAGGUUUCGCUUAAACUUCACGAACAUCGAGGCACCUAUCGUCGGUAAAAGCUCCAGUAAACGAUUUUGGAAGAACAGUUCCCAGUGCCGAGAAAUACUGCUGCAAGUAAAAUAGGUAAUGGCGUUAUUUCGUUGCUAUGACAACUCCGAUCUCAUUGUAACCCUGAUCAUAACAAAUUUUCAUCUUUAUCUAAUACAACUGUGGUGUUAAUUUUUCCAAAUCUUUGUUUAUGGCGUCGUAGUUUACGCUCAAACUUGGGAGGUAUUGACCCUGACAAACUGUAUCGAGCCACCUUCACCCGUUUCAAGAGUAACAACUACAGCUGGAACUAGGUAAAGUAAUAGCUAAAAACGUAGCAAAAACAGUAAGAAGAAAACUCGGAAGGCGACAUCUGCUAUUUGGAGAAUAUUUGCGGAGCUGGACAAACUUAAACGUACAAUAUCGAAGAUGAACUUAACAUCGAUGCAGGUAAGCAUGUUUUAGCCAGAUGUUUUUAAACUAGGAAUUACUUUGAAUGAAUAAUAAAGCAAUUAAUGAAUUCGGCUUUCGUAGCAUACAUAGGAUUAAGCAGAUCGAGGAAAGUGUUAUCCACCGAAGCCAAAACCGAUUAAAGCACAUUUGGAGAAAUAAAUAACUGAAAUAGGGUCGUUGUAUUCAUAUUCACACUGACGUCGCGUAGAAGUUUUUGUGAGCUUUUUGAAGCUAGAUUUCUCUUUCUCUUUAAUUAUUAUUAUAGUUUUAUUUUAUAUAAGCAAGUAGAGAUUACUAUUAUUAUUCAAGCAACAAGAAUAAAAUACCACUCUUUUCAUAAGAAAAUGAAAACCUGUUCAGGAACCUGACCUAAUUUCCUAGGUAACCAUCAAUUAUAAAGAAAAUUUUCGAGGCUAGCUAGUACGAAAAAUCGAGGGUCUUUCAAGAAGGUUUUUAGUAUGUUACAACCGGUAUAUCUACAAGUAUACAUGUGCCUAUAUACAAAGUUGCGGAGCCAUCUUCGUGAUCAUACGCGUUACAUCAAGUGACCUUGUCGGGAAAGUUGAAUCAAAUUCUUAUCAUCCACCUUAAAGCUUAAGAGGGUAGACUGAAUUUCAAAACACGCCGUUUCUCGUCCUGAAAAGAAGACAGCCAUGUCCGUGUCAGUAUUUUACAAUUUUAUUUGCGCUUGUCUUCGUCGAUGUCGCAGUUUCAACACAAAUUUCCGUUGUCGUAAUUUCAUCUGUCUCUAAUGUCGCUGUUUUCCACGCCGUGACGCUUUCAGGAGAUCGACAUGAAGGUUCUAUACCUGCCAACUUUUUCUGAUGAGUCAAAUGCGUCAGAUUUUUGUCUUGUCAUGAUCUGGAUUUUCCCAGCGACCUCCGAAGAAUUCUGACGAUUUUCCGAAGACUUCCGAACAUUGCCGAAAUGUCUGAAGAUGUUCCAACGGAGAAUGAGCACUCCCGAAACUUUUCGGAAACGCAUCAGUUUCUAUGAUAUGGCACUGUUAGGACACAAAGUCGUCAUUAGGGCCUUUUUGGAAUAUUUACUGGGAGAUUGAAUCAAAUUUCGUUAUUAAUGAUGUGGUAAAGAACAACUUGCCCAGAUUUGUGAGUCAGGCGUGAGAAAUUGCCCUUGAUGCGUGAGAUCAAUGUCCUUAGUCUGCAAGCGUGAGACUCACGCAUAAUGCGUCUCCAAACGCAAGAGGGUCAGAAGCGUCCAACCCACAUUAAACAUAGACUUAAAAAUGCCCAUUUUAUCCGUCCUGUUUAGGAGAUGGGUGAGUUUACGCAACAGGACGCGGCGGAAAGAGGAGGACGGCAAAACGCUUUUGUGUGACAAAAGUGACUGGGCUAUUACUUUCAUGUUUUGUCGUAAUCUUCACUAAAUAUUUUUUACAUAAAGAUCUGUUGCAUUUUCAAUAGAGUUACUAGAAUGGAGUCGCAAAUUUUCUGAUUUUUGGGGUAAGACAGUUUUUCAUAUUUACCGUUAACAAACGUACCGCAGAACUUUGUACUGUAGGUGAAAAGUAAGGUGUUCUUCAUUCAAAAUAAGGUAGAUAAGUUGGGAUCGCGAAAAUUACGUUUUUGCCACAGAAUAGACUAUAAUGGGGUAGGGGCAAAUAUACCAGCAAAAAUUAACCCAAGUACCCCCCCCCCGCCGGUAGGGCGUUAGGACAAUCCUAUCUGCUUUGGGUCUUUAUUUUUUGAACUGACCUUGAUCUGAGGACAGUCAAAACUCAUAGAUAUGUCACACGGACAUUGAGGGGGGCAUAGAAAGUAUCCGUAUUAACGUUGAAUUUAGAGAAAAUGUAAGGGCUUUCUUUCGCCAUGGACAAAGAAAACUGUCCGUAAUAAUGAGGUGUCCGUAUUAAGCCGGUGUCUGUAAAGCGGGUUUUGACUGUAAUUUGUAUUUGUCUUUCAGAUAUAAAUGAGUGUGUCAGCAGCCCGUGCCAGAAUGGUGGGUCAUGCAGCGACCUCGUGAACAAAUUUGUCUGCGCUUGUCCUCCAGGGUACGGUGGGGUCCUUUGUGAGGCUGGUAAGUAAAUGGUGUCAGGGGUACAGUGGGGCUUAGGGUCUAUUGUUAGGAGGGUACAUAUAUUUCAGUACAAAUAUGUUGUGAGCAACACGGUGGGGAGGGCUGACAUUGUAUUCUUUGGAAGACAUAAUCAUGGGAUCACUCUAUCAUCUGUAUUGCUCUUUUUAUCGAAGGCUGUAGGCAUGGUGUAGCAACUCCUAAUCCCGAAUCCAACCCGAAAAAUAUAACGCACAAUGGUCUGCACACAAUUUCACGUUCUAAACUGAACUCUCCUUGAGGCCUAACAAUGAAACAUGCCAAAUUUCGUACAUGUCUUGGCAGAAGAAGUCCAAAGCGUCCUGUCGGUGUCUUUGCAAAGCAAAAAAAAAAACAUACUAGACAAAACCGACUCUUAUAUGUGAAACUGAGGGGAUAUCAUUCUUGACUUCAAUCACUCAGCAUACUGUUAUGCGACUUUGCUUGCUCUCGAUGGUGUAUUGGUGGCUAAACAGUGUCCGAUGUAUUGAUGUAUGUUUAUGAAUAGUGUCCGAUGUAAUUUGCAAAAGCUAAGAUUGUUACUUCAACUGUUCAAUGUCCCCCGUAGUUCAUGGUGGUUACAGUUCAUGGGGUCAAUGGGGUUCCUGUGACGUCUCAUGCGGUGGUGGGACGCGUUACAGAUACCGCGCAUGCACCAACCCUCCUCCUCAGCACGGCGGAAACGACUGCUCUGGACUAGGGUCUAAUGCUCAAACGGAAGUUUGUAACAGCAACAAUUGUCCAAGUAAGUCGUUCAAUUGUAUAGAAAUUUAAUGAAGUUUGCAACAGCAAUAAUUGUCCAAGCAAGCCGUUCAAUACCGAAUUUAAACAGGACGCCCCCCUAAUUUGAUAAUUGCCGUCCCUCAAAAACUCUUUUUGUUGUGGCUUUGAGUUUGGCUGUUCAUCUUGGAUCAUAGACAUUAGUAAAAUCGUCAAACCUGCUAUUUUUGCAGUACUAGCUAUACAGUCACGCAAACUUCUUCUGAGUUGGAUUCCUUCGUUUUCAGCAUACCUGACUAUAGCUCUGGACUCCCCGGUGUUUUGAAAAUUGAAAUGCACGACUGACUGCUAGAGCUUGCGUCGUUCGUUGCGCCGCUGAUUAUGGUACAAAAAGUUAAUAGGGGUUUAAGUUCUUAUGGUUGAUAAAAAAUUUGUUCGUUAUAUGUGUGAGUGUCAUUGUAUUUUAAGCACGAAAGAACAAAUUGAGGACACUAACUUUACGUCUGCUUGUGGAAACGGGACCGCCAUUUUACGUGGUCAUCCGAGCCACGCAAAGGUCUAGCCAUUUGCAGUCCAAAGGCAGUACCUUCAUUUCUCAGUUAUUUCAAGACUCCGAGUAUUGGUCCGGCCCCGGAAAUCGAACCCGCGACCUCCCGCUCUGCAGUCAAGCGCCCUACCGACUGACCUAACCCUUCCGCCGCGGUUUUCGGGUAACACAUCCGCCGAUGAUAGAAAACGGUUAGCGUAGAAGUACCGAUACUCGUUCUGAACAGGGCUACAAUGUAGGUUUUGUAAAAAAACAAAAAAAAAAACAAGACAAAACAAAAAUAACAACAAGGAAAUUAAAUGGCUGACCUACUUGUCACCGCCAUUUUUUUCGCACUUUAGCUUGUUUCAAAACUACAUCGUGACAGCGAACAGUUGCAACUGAGCUUCAAUAGUUGAUGAUGGCGCUCACAUCACCAAGGCACUACAGUAAACACCCGCAUAUAAGAACAAAUGGAUUAACAACAACAGGCUGAAAUUUGGCCCAUAAAGCACCAUAUAUAAAUAUCUAUAAGAAACCGAGUUCAGUUUGAUAAGUAAAACGUGUUCUUAUAUAAAAAGGAAGAGGGUGUCAGAAUGAGAAAGCAAUGUAACCACUGGGUUGCUGCUAGACAAUUACAAAACUAUAGCAGUUGCCUGGGUAUUUUUAGGAUUUUAUGCUCCAGAGGAUCAUGUUAUAUAUGCUGCAGCUGGUUGAAGGAUGUAAAUAUCAAAUACAUGUAGUAAACUAUCUGAAUAGAAAAGAUCAACUAAUUUCAUGUUAUGUGUAGUAUUUCUGAAACAAAGUUUAAGAACAAAACGUCUUCAGGCUGAUUUCUCAAUAAACACCCGAUAAAUAAGAACUAGAUCAGGCUGAACCCCCAAAUCAUGUGUUCUUAUGUGAAGGUGUUCACUACUGUAUCACUUCACGAUCAGAGGUUGGACUAACACCCAAGGUCUGCCAGUUGGUCUUUGUAGCCUGGAAGUGGUUUAAGAAUAGUAACGUGUCUGAGAUGAAAUUAAAGUGAAAUUGGUUCCAUUUACCAGUGAAGGGAGCUGGUUUAAACCAGUAACCAAUUAUAUUGACAAAAGCGGUUUUGUUUCAGUUCAUGGUGGUUACAGUUCUUUUGGUCAGUGGAGUUCUUGUUCAGUUGCUUGCGGAAGUGGAACUCGUUCCAGAUCCCGCUCAUGCACAAAUCCCCCACCACAAUAUGGCGGCAAUGACUGUUCUGGAUUGGGAUCAAGCGUUGAAAGUGAAGGUUGCAUCGGUAACAAUUGUCCAAGUAAGAGAGAAGAAAGCAGGUUAUUCUUCAAUACAUAGCACCUGAACAGUAUUCAUUUUUUUUAAAUUGUAAAAUACUGAGAAACAUUAAUUAAAAAUAAUUUCACACAAGCGAACUACCAGAGAGGUUUCUUUUGAAUAGUUAAAUCACUUUAAAAUUUCGUUCGGAGGAAUAAAAGUUAAAAUAUUUCUUGACCACUUAAGCAGGAAUUUGUAAUGACUCUGGAACUUUUUCGGUAGGAGGAAGUACGGUGGUGCAUUCCCGUUCUUCCUUUAAGUUUUCACCUGCAGCUAACUUCGCUCGUAGCAGUGAGUUAGCUGCUCAUGUAUGGGUGCCGAAUGAUACGGAGUUCGUGCAGAUGAUCGUUAUUCACAACAAUAUUCAGUUGUAAUUAGGUUAGAACCACUUCUGAAUAACAAACUGCCCAUGUCAAUUGAUCAGUUGUACCUGCUCCUUAAUAUACACGUUUUAGAAUAGUGUUUAGUUUACAAACACUGACACAGUCGUAUAUGGAAUGUUUAAUCAGACUCUCUCUAAUACGGCCACCUUUGAGACCUGAACUAAUCGUGUCCGUCUUAGAGAGAUGCUCUUCUUAAAGAGAGUCCACUAAAAGAAGCAAAGAAAGAAGCCAAGUGUAGGUGCCAGGUCUAGGGAGUUGUCCGUCUUAUAGAGGUGUCUGUUAAAAAAGAGAUGACUGUAUAAGAAUGCGAGGUCGGCGUUUACACGUAUUAGAAGUGUUUGGAUCUUACAGAAUUGUUUCAGGAUUUAGGCAGUCGUUUUUUGGCCUCCUAAAAAAUCCGUAAACAUUCCCGCAUACCCAUGCAAACUCUUAAACACAUGUUGUUAUUAAUUGUUUCAUCAGUUGACGGCGGUUACAGUUCUUGGGGUCAGUGGAGUUCCUGUUCUGUGACUUGUGGUGGUGGUACUCGUUCCAGAUCCCGUACAUGCACCAACCCCCCGCCACAGUUUGGCGGUAAGGACUGCUCUGGCCUGGGAUCCAGUUCCGAAAGUGAUGCCUGUGAAAGGCAGUGUUGCUCUGGGGGUAAGAACAGAAACGUUUUAGUCUUAAAAUAUUUCCUUCGUUAUCUGCAAGGUACACAUUUAUUACCCUCGAACUUCACAGAAGCGGCAGGAUAUAUAUAA
This is a messenger RNA of Porites lobata, 8209 nucleotides long. The record is from the annotation of a GenBank genome assembly. NCBI's taxonomy places the organism in Eukaryota, Metazoa, Cnidaria, Anthozoa, Scleractinia, Poritidae.